AGCGGAUGUUAGAUUUAUGUUUAAACCCAGCCUUCCGCGUUUGCGUGUACGUUGUUUGCAAUGAGACAGCAACCCAAACAACAGUGGCUACUGCUCGGUGCUUGUGGAUCAGCUGAUCGUUAUUAACAACAACAGACGAUGGGGCGUUGAAUGCUGUGCAGUUUCAACGUUAUGGAUGUUGUUUUUCUUUGUUUUAUUUGAAACAUAUAGUUAGAGGCCAGUUCGAACCUCAGGGUUUGUUGGUAGCAGUAGAUCCCAGGGAUACUCUGCUUCUAUUCUUUCCCAGAGAUACUCUGCUUCUAUUCUCUCAUAGAAGUAAGACAGAAUGUGCUUUGGGGUGUACUUUAUGGCUCUUUCCUUUAAACCUUGGUAGAAGACAAAAUAUGGAGUAGAAUGUUUCCUGUGCUGUGGGGAAUUUUUCAAGUUUGAAAGUUUUUUUAUUAUUGUACCUUUUUAGUUCGCUCAUAAUAAGUUGGUAAAUAUUUUGUAUAAAAUAGGGUAAUCACGUGGUGUAUAUUUUAUUUGUAGUUAUAUUAAUGUUGAUUUUUUUAAUUUUGUUUAUUUAGUUAAGUGAAACAAAACAGCACCGAAACGUUGCUUUAAAAGCAAAAGCAUUUGUAGUUCUGUUAUAAUACGUAAAAACAGUAGCUGAAGUUUUUUUUUUCUAUAAGCCACAUAGUCAUUGAGUCGCUCCUUAAGACACAGUCAUUACUUUACAAGUUGUGUUUAUAAGUUAAGAAAAUACAUCUGACAGGCAGAUAUCUAGUUUAUCUUGAUAAGUGCUGUUUUCUAGAGUCUAAACAAUGAUGUAUUUUUGGGUUUACUAAUAACAAUAAUUUAUCUUGUACACGUGGUAUUCUUCAUUCUGGGGUACUUCGGACCAGUAUUUUCAAAUGCAUUGUGGUGCUGAACAGCAGGCAUCUGUAUUAAAGCGCAUCCCCGUUCUCUAUUUGAAAAAACAAAUCAUCACCACAAAAUAGCCUGAACAAAUUAGAAGUAUAUAAUUAAUGUCAUCCAUUAGGAUGAUUUUGAUUGACUUCUUUCCAGAAGAAAUUUACUGCUGCAGUCAAAUACAAAUAUAGGGUGCAACUGUUGUUUUCCAGUUUUACAUUGCAGUGUUUUGGGUAUUUUUUUUUUUUUUUUUUACAAAACUGUAGUUUAAUAAUUAAAAAUCAGAUAUUUUGCAUAUCUAGACUGCAGUUUAAAAUGAGUGCUCAGACUACUGUGGCAGAUAAAGGUUUGAAUACAACUCUCACUUGCCAGGAGAGUUAUGCCUGUAGCGGAACAGAGGAAGCCAUUUAUGAGUGUGAUGAAUGUAAGAGCAUGCAAUGUCAGACUUGUGAGCAGGAAUUACAUAAGCAGGAGAGGUUUAAGAACCAUGAACGUGUCCGUGUUGGUCCUGGCCAUGUACCUUUCUGUGACCAUUGCAAGAAUGGCAGUGGUGCACAGUUAAGAGCAGUAGUAAGGUGCUUGGGAUGUAAAAUCAAUUUGUGUCUAGAGUGCCAAAAGAGAAGCCAUUCUUCAAUAAAUAAAAAGAAACACAUUCUAAGUAAUUACCAUAACAGUAAAACUCAAGAUUCACAGGAUGAGGAGAUGGACGAGGAAACAAGGAGAAAAAAAAUGACUGAGAAGAUUAAAAGUUUUCUUCUUGUUGAUGAAACUGAAGAGGUGCAGGUAUCUGGUGAAGAAGAGUUCAUACAGAAGCUGGGCUGCAAACCUGAUGACAACCUAAAAGUGGUGUCAAUAUUUGGUAACACUGGUGAUGGCAAAUCUCAUACUCUCAAUCAUACAUUCUUCUAUGGCCGUGAGGUUUUCAAGACGUCCCCAACUCAGGAAUCUUGUACGAUUGGAGUCUGGGCUGCAUAUGACCCUGUGCAUAGCAUCAUUGUGGUAGACACUGAGGGCUUGCUAGGGGCCACAGUAAACCUUAGUCAAAGGACACGUUUGCUUCUCAAGGUGCUGGCAGUCUCUGAUAUUAUUAUAUACAGGACACAUGCAGACAGACUGCACAAUGACCUUUUUAAGUUUCUAGGUGAUGCAUCUGAAGCUUAUCUGAAACACUUCACCAAAGAGCUGAAAGCCACAACUGCACGAUGUGGACUGGAUGUUCCCUUAUCCACUUUAGGACCAGGGCUUAUCAUUUUCCAUGAGACUGUACACACCAAGCUUCUUGGGGACGAUCAUUUUACAGAGCCACCAGAAAAGCUCCUCCAUGAAAGGUUUCAAAAGUUGGGCCGCUUUCCGGAAGCUUUUAGCUCAAUCCAGUACAGAGGAACCAGAACAUACAAGCCACCAACAGAUUUUUCUGGUUUGCAGUGGGUUGUAGAACAGCAGCUGAAGAACAACACUACCCGCUCACCCAGGCCGCCAGGUGUCAUCUACAAGGCACUCAAGGCUUUAAGUGAUCGUUUCAGUGGAGAGAUCCUAGAUGACCACAUGGCUCAGAGCUGCUUUUUUCCUGAUGAGUAUUUUACCUGCUCAAGUAUCUGCUUAAGCUGUGGGGCUGGGUGUACAAAUAGCAUGAACCACACCAAGGAGGGGAUCCCACAUGAAUCUAAAAACCGAUGCAAGUACACACACCAGUAUGAUAACAGAGUCUAUACAUGCAAGAAUUGCUAUGAAGGAGGUAAGGAGGUCAUAGUGGUACCGAAAACAUCUGCGUCUUGUGACCCUCCGUGGAUUGGCCUAGCAAAGUACGCCUGGUCAGGAUAUGUCAUUGAGUGCCCGAACUGUGGUGUGAUAUAUCGAAGCAGGCAGUUCUGGUAUGGUAACCAGGAUCCUGUAGACACAGUAGUGAGGACAGAAAUUCAGCACGUCUGGCCAGGGAUGGAUGGAUUCUUGAAGGACAAUAACAAUGCUGCACAAAGAUUGCUAGAUGGAGUUAAUUUUAUGGCACAGUCUGUGUCUGAAAUUAGUGUAAAACCAACAAAAGUUGUCACGUCUUGGAUCACAGACCAGAUUGCACCAGCCUAUUGGACACCUAACUCACAAAUAACGAACUGCUUUAAGUGCACAACUCCUUUUAAAGAAAAUGACACCAAACAUCACUGCCGAGCCUGCGGUGAAGGCUUUUGUGACGGCUGCUCUUCCAAAUGUCGGCCUGUCCCUGAACGAGGUUGGGGGCUUACUCCUGUUAGAGUUUGUGACAGCUGCUUCAAGAACCGAGGAAUGCGUCCAGAAGUUGCAGGCACUACCAAUGAGGAUGAAGAAAGCGGAACUCUUAUUGCAAGAAAAGUGGGUGAAGCAGUGCAGAACACAUUAGGUGCCGUUGUUACUGCUAUCGACAUCCCUGUUGGUCUUGUGAAGGAUGCAGCAAGGCCAGCCUACUGGAUACCUGAUCAUGAAAUCAAGCAGUGUUACAUCUGCAGAAAGGACUUUACCAACAAGCUGUCAAAACACCACUGCCGUGCCUGUGGCCAAGGUUUCUGCAAUGAAUGCUCUUCACAUUGGAGAUCUGUCCCAUCACGAGGGUGGGACUACCCUGUACGUGUUUGUGCAAACUGUCAGAGGAAGUCUGGUGACCUUUAGCCAGAAGUAGCAGCAUAUGUAGCUUCUUUCCUAGCAGAAGAUUCAGUUCUUUCAUGGCAAGAGGGUGUAGAUCCUUUCAUUUCCUUUUCCUACUUCAAGAAAAAGUGCUUGAGAAGUUUCUUGACAAUGCUACAACUCUGCCCUUGGUGUGCUUCCACUAUUCUAGAGUAAAACUGAAGUGCUCUGCCUUUGACAUGACAUUCUCUAAAAGAUCCAGAGCUCUUUCCUAAAUGUAGAUGAGAACAAAGAGACCUCAGUGCAUUCUCAGACUGUAUUUUAGCAGUAAUGUAUAAAUAACAAAAUAAUAUAAUUAAGCCUUAUUGUAUGGGGUUUGGGUUCAUUUGCAUGUUAACUCAUUCCAUGUACAUGCUCCUUUGUCUGUAAAAUCUUCCUUUAUUGUUAACUUUCCAAGGACUCUGCUACUAGCAAUAUAUCAAAGGAACCUGAAUUUAAAAUGAGAGUAUUCAAUUGCAAGCAGUCUAGUCAAGAUGCUUCCCCAUUAUCUUCUGAUUCCUAGGUGUCCAAGCUAAUGUGUUUAGCUUUGGUUUUGUUACCAGUUCAUUUGAUGCCAGCAAGCACGGAGUUCCGUAAAUUAUCCAUUAUUCACUUUUUUGUAUUUAGUUUGUAUGACUAUGUUUUUAGCAACAGCUGUUUCAUGAAAGUUUUCUCCCUUCUGAUUGCCAGCUUAUCCAAUAAUAUGUAGUGUCUAGCUAUGUGUCUUUGGGGCUCUCAGUCAUAGCUGAACAGCUCAGUAGCAGAGCUGUUUUCAUGUUCCUUUGACAACUGGCAGCUGCUGGUCAAGCUGUAUAGGGAAACAGUACCUGUGAUGGCAGAGCUGUUCUGCUGUGGUGCAGAGAAACAGCCCCUUUUGAUGCUUCAGGUAGCAAGCAGCAGUGUGUUAAAGCCACAUCCGUCAGCCUGGGCCACCCAGUGGCAGUUUGAUCAAGCCUGUAUUGGAGCAUUUGUAGCUGUCUUUUGAAGGAGCACUCAACAGUGCGUUAAAGUUUGGAAUUCCUUUCCCUUUUCCUUCUCUUGGUGCUUCAGAAUUUGACACAGAAGCCUGUUUCUCAGCAGUGUAUGCCCUCUUACGCCCUAAAUCUGUGUCCUCAUGUUUAUAUUCAAAGGCACCUCCUCCCAAUCAUCAUCUCUUUUUUCUAGCCCCUUGCACUUUAAUUUUAUCAUCUUAAAUUUUACUAUAGCAAACUGGCUACAUUGAGUACGAGUAAUAAAAGCUUUCAUUCAAAAGAUCAUUAUAGAAACAAUCUUUGUUGUAUGGGAUGGGAACAUGAUGCUUCUUCAUGUUAUCUUUGCCAGCACUUCAACAGACCUCUGAUUUGCUGGAUCAGCUAACAGUGCCUCGCAGUGACAGGGUCCACUAGGCAUUGAACAAUCCAGAGGACAUUGCUAAUAGCAACAGAUGUGAAAUAGACAGAAAAAUGGUAAUGAAAUCUAGAAAAUAGGCGUAAAACUUUCAGGCAUGGUUCCUUUUAAUAAUCCGUUGUUGCUGUGGUGGUCUUUGAACAGCACACUUUUAUUAUCCUGUAGUGAGAAGUUAAUGACUAGCUCAGCAUCUUUGGAAGCAGCUGAGCUGAAGCGAAUGGUGUCUCCCUGGCAUCCACUCUUCAGAGUGAGACUUGUGCAGCCUUCUCAGCAUGCUACCACAGGGAGUAUAUGUAAUCUGUAUUCCACCUGUUUGAGACUAUGUUAGAAUCCACUCUUCUGAAGUCCUCUCAUUCUCUUCUGCAAGGUAUGAGUUACUUUGUUGUGGUGGUUAACCAGGAGAUUGUUUUAGAUUUUGAGGGUCUACAUGUCAUGGAGGUGGUGCCUACUUCAUAGCGUGGGCGGAUGAAACUUCACCAAAACUCGAAAUUAUGUAACAUUAGUUAGUAGCUUGGGUACUAGUGAAGCCAGUUUGGGGAAGGUGGGACUGAGUGGCUAAUGUCAGCUCACCUAUCCUUGGGAGAAGAAGCAGAUGAAGACCGCUGCAGGAGAGCGACAAGUGUAUGGCAUGCAGCUGGUUUCCUGGGAUGCGUGCUGGGCUAUGCCAAGCCAUGUCUGAGCAGCAGUCUUUGUGAGAUAUAGGUGAGAACAUUUGUGCACACAUGGAAAAGUGUAGCAACCACUCACUUCAGGGACUGGGAGAGAGGUUGGGACAGAAAAGGGACAAUACCUCCUAUAGCUGCCUGGAUGAUGGUGCCAUGGAUUACUGUCACUCCAGUAACGAGGUAAUGAAUGCAUAGUAGUGGCAAUGACUAAAUGGUUGACAGACAUGGAGAAUGAGGAAAAAAGGAAAUUAUAAAAAAAAUAUCCUAGUGCAAAUCACGUGGGUGCAGUGGAGCAAACCUUCCAUCAGUUUCUUUCCAAGGUUUAAUGCAGAACUCAGUGCUGUGUUUUAGUGUAUAUGGCCAAGCUUGUGUUUCUUACCUGUUGCACGUCAGGACUUGCAAUUACUCACACUGCAUUUGUCCUUUUUAAUCCUAAUUUUAUUUUCUUGAGGAGUACUAGUCAGCCUCAGAAGCGGUCAGGAAGAGAAACUUUUCUUUUAACACUAGAGAUCUAACAGCUUUUGAGUUUCACCCUUCCGUGAGAAGUAUUUUUUAGGAAUGCAGUAAUGGUGCUGUACAAUUUGAAGUAUUGCUUCUUCCUUGUCCCUUGGGCAAGAAAUUUCACAGUAUCUAUCUAUAGAUGGCUGAGGCAGAAUCUUGAAUUUAUCAGCACCUAUGAACCUUUCCUCAAUGAUAACAUUUUUCUGGUCUAAAGACAUAUGAUUAGGACUCUUUUGUGCCUCAAAAAACCCAUCUGUGUAGUUUCUUCAUUGGUAUACCUUGAGAAACACUGUAAAGUGAAUUACUUUGCUGUUUCUUUCAUCCAGAACAUGUCACACAGACCCUCAGUACUUUGCCACUCUUGUUCCUAAGAAGUCAAAGACUGCAGACCAUUAUCGCAAUAUGAUUUAAUACUGUGCCACUCUAGACUUAAGGGCAUUAAGUUGUUUAUCCCCAUGCCUCAUAUUUCUGUGGAUCUGGACUUAAUAAAAUAAAAUAUCUUUGCUUCUUUAAUAUUUUUUUGUGGAAAACUCCAGCCUAUGUUUCAGACCAUUGUCUUUCAGAAGUUUUUUUUUUUUUCUUUUCUGAUACAGGAUUUCAAGUGAGAUAAAAUUUGGAUUGCUCCAGCAUGAGUAAUUCUUAACUGGAUUCCUGGGUCCUCAGUAGUUUCCAAAUGAAACAUGACCCCAUUGGUCUGAACUUCUGCUCACCAUUUACAUCAGAUCAGACAGUUUCAAUGAUAUUAAAUGACCUUUCACAUGUUUCUUAGCUUCUGGGUAGUGGAGAGGAUGCAGAGGGGAAAAACAUUUUAAUGUAGGUGAUGUUGAGAACAAGAAGUAAGGCUAGACUUCAGCUCCCUGUAAAGUAACAAUAGCGCCCUGUGAAGUAAUAUUCCAAAUGGUCUUUGUCCAGUUAGUUAUAUCUUUUGUUGUCCAAGGGUUGCUGAUUGAUGUCAUUAGACAUUUUUUGUGCAUUUUGGUACAUCAUGAUUUGGAAAUUGCAAAGGGAUAUUAACUCCGGUUGACCUAGAACCUCAAUGUUUCCAGCACAGCGUGCUGCUAUUUGGCUUUUGCUGUGCUCCCAGGGCCUUCAGCAGAUGCUUGGCUGUGUUUGCUGAAGCACUGUAACUUUGAAGUGUGCUGGCAUGUCCUGGUUUGGGUUUAGUAUUGAGUAGCAUAUCUGAGCUUUGUUUUGGCUUCAAGAGAUGAGUAGUUUCAUCAUUUGGGAAAAAUUGUCCAAUUAUAUAUAUUUUUAUAUUGGGGGUCAUAGAUCUUUCUUUCUCUAGGGAGGUAUCAGGAGCUGAAACAGAUGACAUCUUGACUCUCUUGGAAGUAGGAAGGUUAAUCCAGAAAUUUCAUUUGCCUGACUGUCACAUCAGUGAGUUUUCUUGGUCCUUUUCAAAUGUCUUCAUAUGAGGAUGUUUCAGUUAGACUGUCCACUUUUGGUGUCUGCAGAUGUUCUUAGUCAAAGUUGCAGUAUUUAGUUUUGGGAUGUCUUGCCUUGCAGAAGUCUGUUGCCAUAUCCUCUGUCCUUUAGAAAACACAUUUUCACUUUUCUUUCUUCAUUGUGGGUUUUAUUUUCCAGAUUAUUCAUGAUUGAGUGCUUUGCAGAAAACGUUCCAUAGUGCAAUAUUAGUGAUUUGGAAACCUUUACAGUGUUUCACCUCUUGAGGCCUCUCUGAGCCCAUAACCUCUUUUAGCCUGUUUGGGUAAUUAAACAGUGGUGUAGUACCUGAAUCAGUGGAGGACCAUGCUAUGUCUUCUGGGUAACAUUGCAUAUCCUAGAAACAUCAAGCAUCCUGACGUUCUCUGUCACAUUGAGGAGUUCUGAUGUCCAUUUUGUUUCUAGCCAGCAGGGCUAACUAGAAACCAACCCAUUUGUUGCAAGAAAAAACUUGUUGCUUCCAGAUUUCCAUGCUUUUUCUGCUGGGCAUGUAGGUUUGGGCAUUAGAUGCAUUCUCCUUGCGUUAAAAGGGUCUGGUUGCUUAUAUACACUGACAGUUAAUGUUGAUUUUUAAGGCAAACAGACCAUAUUUAUCCUGAGGAUAUGGUUUGUUCCAUCAAAUUACAUCUCCACAAAGCCUGUUUAGUGUCAAGACCAGUUGACCUAAUGAGUGUUCUUUAAAGUCCUCAUCCAGGAAUAGUGCAGCUGCACAGAACGUCAGGAUACGUUAUAACAACUUUUAGGGGAUUUCCUUUUUGAUUAACUAAUUUUUAACUGUGUAGUAUUCAUGAAGAAGUAAAUCAGAAGAAUAAACAAGUAACUUGUGCUGAUCACUCCCUGAUGACUCAGGAGACCUAGGUUCCUGAACCUUUUUUUUUUAUUACUGUCCCAUUUCCUUCUUGACAUCUUUUGACAUUAGUCAGUAUCUCCUAACACACUCUGCCCCUCCCCCUUCAUUUUCAGACAAGCCUCUCCACCAGAAGUCACAUAUGUUAUGACUUAUCCAUCACCCUUCUCAUUGGCAUAGGAGAGAUGGCUGUCAGCAGCUUCAUUAAACCCCUGGUUGACCAAUUCAGUGGCUUAAGUCUAAACCCAGGUCACUGACAGUACAGAAGGACCCCUUGACUGUGCAUUAUCAGGCUGGGACUUUAGUUCCCAGGCCAUUCUAACUGAAAAUCUAUUCCUUGUGAGGAAAAUGGGCUUCACCUCUGGGUAUGGCUUGCUUGAGGGCAGCUGUUUUACUUGUUCACAUUCUGGCUGAGUUUAUAGAGUUUCUGUUUGUUGCUAUGUAAUCCUGUGGUACUAGGAAUACUGUAAGGACCAGAUGGCGUAGUCUCUGCUUUUAGGAUGGUGACCAUUUACACACACUCUUCCCCUGUUCUACCCAAGGCUGCAGGAUCAUCUUACCUAUGCAAACAUCUUUUUGACCUGGUCUUAGCUGAGUAGCCAUUAAGGUGUUCAUACCAGUGCUUUUGCACUUUGUGGACUUUGCUGAAGACUUGAUCUGGCCUCACUAGUGUAUUUUUUCCCCUUGGUAAAUCCUCCAUCUUUGACUUUCCGUAAUCAACCUGUCUUCCCUUAAGAUUUCAAGAUUUACAUUUUAUAUUGUUUGAUUUUUCAGUUGGCUGACUUGGCAUAUUUUAAAUGUCUUAGAAGACUCUCUUUCUGGUAACCUUUACCUGUGCUUGGUAGAUUUCAGUCAGAACAUCAUACACUGCUGUGUAAGGAGCUCUGCUUGUUUUAUUCUUUUUUUUUUUUUAACAGUAAGGAAUGGAUCGUCCUCAGAAUUAACUCACUUUCAUCUGAAGCUUAUUUUAGAUGUGUCACUAAACAAAUCCAUUCUUCCCUCUUCUUCACGGGAGACCAUAUUCUGCACAAUGUCUGUGUCCCUCACCACUCUGUUUGGGAUGCGUGAAUGGACUCAGGAAAAUGGGAAACUAAUCUUUCCAAUUUUCAAACAAAUUCAAUGAUUUGUGGUGAAUUCUUCUGAAAUGUGGCCAUUAACUCAUUUGUGCUGCAGUCAGUUUGUCAUUAGUGACCACUUUUAAUGUGCAAUGCAAGCUUGGCCAGACAGUAGCCAGAGUAGAAUUGCUUUUGAAAGGGUUGUUCUUCGUUGUAUCUGGUCCUGUUUUUGUUCGUUUACUCCUCUUCUUGAUUUCUUCUUUUGCUUGGGAUUCUUUCCAAGUAUAAUUUUGCAUCAGAAGACCUCUUAGUAAAUUUUACAGGCAUGUGUAUAUAAUCUCCGAGAAAGACCUUUACAGUUUCUGCCUUUUCCCUUUGUUUGCUAUUUUGUAGUAGGCACUAGGUUAAGGUAGAGUUUGAUGUUAUUUAUUAACGCAUAGUUUUGCUUAUUUUCCAGCUGUUACCUCCUUUUUUCUUUUGGGAGGGGGUGAAGAGGACUGGAGACACAUAGUUUUGCUUAUUUUCCAGCUGUUACCUCCUUUUUUCUUUUGGGAGGGGGUGAGAAGGACUGGAGACCAUAGGAAAAUGCAUGUCCUUUAACCCAGCUUGACGUGGAUCAUUGUGGAACCAGGCUUUUCUGAGCUUCAGCUUUAAAAAUGUUUGAAAGAACUGUAAAUAAAUGUAAGUUAGGAAAAUCCCAAGUGUAAAUAUGUUGCAGAGGGUACUGUCAGGGGCCAUUGGCAUCUAUAUUUUAUGGGAUAUAAAACUGGCAGGAGAAAAAUCCUAAACCCUGAUUUGUGGACAGCAUAGAGAAGUAAAUCUGAAUGACCCAGAUAAAUUAGGUUCAUGUAGUGGCCUAGGCUUUGAAAGAGUGAAGCAACAGUGACGUAAGAGUGAGCCACUGACUCCAUCUUGGCCGUUAUGAGGGUGUCAGUUUCAACGUUGGCUGUUUGCCAGCUUGCAUUUAGAGGCCUAUGUAGUGAUGAAAAUCAGGCAAUGCUGGAGAUGUGGGCUUGGCAGUGCCAAGCCAGGAUUAGUAACCUUCAACACCAUGUAUAUGUGGGAGCACUCGGCAUGAGAAAGCAUACCUUGCCCCCUGUGUUGAUGUGGAUGUUCACAUUAACUGCCUGGGGGUUUCAGGGCACACACAGAAAUGCUCCCUUAGUAUAUGCCCUGGAUGAUAUCGGCUGUUAAGAGGAGGGCACUGCCAUGUUGCUGUCUGGCCUAGAGACAGUUAAUGUCCAUCCUAAAACAUGGACUUUCCUUUUCUUUGGGGUGUGUGUGUGUGUGUGUGUGUGUGUGUGUGUGUGUGUGUGUGUGUGUGUGUGUGUGUGUAGCCAGACAUUCAGGUGACUGUGAUGUGGCCUGUGCAUCCUUGCCCCCCCCUGCAUCAAGAAUGAAUGGAUGGGGGGGGGGGUAAUUGUUGAUAGCUGUAGAUGGGGAAAAAGCCUUACUGAGCAGAGGAAAUGUUUUGCUGUGACCAUAAAGGACUACUAUAACAGAGAUAACACUGCUUAUGUAACGCUUGCUAUAUAAACAUGUAGUGCAGAUUUUAUAAGUGGAAUACAGCUGUCUAAUUUGCUGUUCAUAAGUUAAUACAGUGCUUGUUCCCAGGUCCUAAAGACAUUUCCAACAAGUAUCUUCUGCUGGUGGUGUACACCUCUUAGCACUUGAAGUACAUUUUAUGAUUUUAUGCCUUACCUUGCAACCAUCUUGUAGCAAAUGUGACACUUUUGAAACUUGCAAAAUGUUUUGUAGCUGCAUAUGGACGUGAGUACAAGACCAGUUUUCAGGGUGCUGCUUAGAUCUUUUCACUUGCCUGAAGUUAAAAAGUGGAGUUUGUGAGGUUAAUUCUAGGUUUUCUGCUACAUUUGAGUGUUAUUAUGUAUUGCUGAUGCAUUUUAUUUUUCAGGGAUAAUUUAAAUGAAGUAUAAUGGAAAAGAGGUUAAGUUGCUGUUCUUAUACACAUGCAGCAAACCAGUUUGCUGUGUUAGUAUAAAGUUUAGGCAGUAAUGCAAGAUGCCUAGGUUCAGUGGUAUUUUGGACCAGUUUUUGUAUAAAACAAGGUUUCAUUUGAUUGAGAAAUGAAAUGUGAUAGUCCGAACAAUGUUUCAUAGCAACAGUUAAUGUUUUAGGAAGGAGUGUGUAAUAUGUAAUAAGUGUUAUAUUGUAUAAUAGUGCCUGCUGCUUUAAACUCCGGACCCAUGAUUCUUGAACCCCAUAGCCCUAGUAAUUUUAGCCUUUCCAUAAUACAACUUCAAAAAUGAACUUGAGAUCACAUGACUAGUCAGCAGUGAACAGGAAAGAGCCCCAAAUUAAGCACAUCUCUCCAGAAACAAGGAUCUUAUUUUUAACUGCGAUACAGGUAUGGCACACACAGGAUGGAGACAAAAGAAAUUUAACUUCUGUUUUCUCUUAAUUACAUCUGUUUUUUACUUUUAAGGUGAUUGUAUCCCAUGUUUAGUGCUCACUGAAAAUGAUGAUUGUCAUUAUGUCUGUCAAUGUAACACAUACACCACAGUACAGCCAGGUGCUGUAUCUAAAAGGUUUUGUAAAUACAACACAAAGUAUGUUUAUGAAUUGCCUUACUUCUAACAGAGAGAACCUUGUACUGCAUGCUAGACAGGGGAUCUGUUUGGACAGAGGGUAAUAUUUUCCACUCAGUAGAGAUGAAAAAUAUAACCACUAAACUGGUGGUAGUUUGUUUUAAAAUGCUGAUAUACAUUUAUUUGUAUUACAGUGACUGCUGGCUCUGAAUUUUUAAGUGUAAUGUGGGGGUAGUGGGAUUAGUUUUAAAACUAAGAACCUGAAAUCAGAAGGUGGUAUCCAUGAAAAUAUUUUGCCUGCAUUAGUUGCUUUUUUCUAGGAACAUGAGGAAUCGUGGAUCCAGUUAGACAGGCAUACAACAAGGAAUGUCCAUCUAGGAGCUAUACCUGUUAUAAAUCUGAGAAGUGUUUGAAUGCACCAGAAACAAGUGGAAAAGUAUACAUUUCAUGACUCUGGGCACUUUUACUCAUGUUGUCAGGGUCACGAAGAUCACCAAAAGAAAGUGUGACCUGUACCUGCUCAGUAAAUUGGUUGUUGUAUACAUCUAGCUUACUCAGGUGGAGACCAUUUUUUUGUUGUUUGCUUUUGGUCCCCCUUGAAAAAUCAGUCUAGCCUCAAGUGGCCCAUAUCCCCACCGGGUCUCCCCGCGUAUGUCCUACCCCCUUGACUUACUCCACUAUUGUUCUGGUCGGUUGGGAAUCCUAAAGGCAUCCUGGGGACUUGACCAUCUAUGAUUUUAUUCUAGGGGGGCUCUUUCUACACCUUACUAACUCCCUACCCCACCUCUCACGUUAGUUGAUUAUUUUUGAGGGCAGCUCCGUUCUUUGAACCACGCCUUCCGUAAAUGAGUGUAGUCAGUGAAUGCCCUCCCACCCACAACAGGUAUGCCUAUCCCUUCCUGCCACUCUGUCUCGUGAGCCUCUAGUACAACAUAAGUCUACUGCGCUGUUGUCAGGGCUUUAUCCCUCUACACCACCAGAGGUGGUAUGGAGACCAGUUUUUGGUACUGCAGUGUAUCAUAUUGGGUAAUGAUAUUACAAAGGAUAUUGCUUUGAGUGAGCCUUUUGGAAACAUUAAAUAUGAGAAUGUCUCCCUUUUGAAAUGUCAGCACUUGAAAUGGCAAGUGCCCCAGAAAACCCAGAAAAGAGCAAAUCUUGAAAAUCUCUGUACUCCUUAAAACUUCUUUAUACAGGACCCCCCCCCAUAUCCCCCGAAUUUAUACCAACUCCAAGAUUACCAUACCUUAGAGAAAAGGGAAUAUUCCAAGAAAUGGUAUUUUGGACUUAGUAUAUGUAAGUCCAUUUUUUCGGCCAUUCUGUCACUGCGUUUCAGGACUCAGUGUAGCGGGUUGCGAUAUUUCAAAUGGUUAAAUAAGAUAAGGGGUGAGUGAUUCAUUUUUACAACUUGAGAGAAGGGGGGGCAUGGUAUUUUCAUGCUCUGCUUGAAUGAUUUUAAUCCCCCUGCAAGGCUUAAUAAUUAGCCGUAUUGUAUCUAGAAUGUUCAGCUUUCAAGUAAUGAAAAUAUUAUUGGACAUUAAGAACUCCAAGUAUGCUGCUUAGGACAUCUUUGAUGUUUUAGAUUCCAAGAUUUACAGAAAAAAAACUUUCUAAUGCAACUUGAUGUCUACUGUAGUCUGUGUAUUUGAGAGAUGACUUUUUCUACUGCCACAGCACAGCUUCCCCUUUUGUCAGUUAUCAGCAUUCCUGCUAAAGGUUCUCUGUAUUCUGCCUGGUAAUUUAGUGAUGAACAUUCGAGUGUGUUUUGUUAAGUGAUCAUUUGUCAGUUGAGUGUCUUAAAAUGACAGAACUAGUUAAUAAAAUCUGACUAUUCUAUGGUAAUUAUGUAUGUAAGCCCAGCAAGAAACUAUAUGUAUUGUUUUUGUGGCAGAGAUAGGCAUUUGCUGCAGACUGUGCGCAGUGUUUUGGUAGAAAGACUAAAGUCAUUUUUGCAUUGGUCAUUUCACUCGAUGGUGUGUGCAGUGGGAUAACAGAUGGAAUGAUUUGUCCAACAUCUUGCUGUACUGUCACUUAGAUUUUGCAACAGCCACAGAGCAGGGAAACGUCUACUUCUCUUUCACCUUUGAAAUGCAGAAGAAUUCUCCCUGGGAUGGCAUAUGCUCCUUCUAUUGGCCUCUAAGUGAAGUGUUGCCUCUUGUUGGCUUGUGUGUGCAGCAUGUUUGUAGUUGUGCUGUCCAGCAGCUAAGGUCAAUCAUUCCUUGGCAUUAUUUUGUUGUAUAGUACGAAGCGUAUCAUUCCAUACUUAAAGGAUACUAAUACCAUUGCUGAUGUGAGGAGGUGAGGCAGUUAGCAGCAUUAACAGACUCCUACAGAGCUUGCAUUACUGUCCUUUAUCAAGUGUUUUAAAACAUUCCAGACUUGCUGCAAGUGAUUUCUGCAGGUGUCUGUAUCGUAAGACUUUCAUUCAUUCAUACCAUGGUCUUAUGAUCUAAUGCAUCACUUGUUGUCUUGAACUAAAAGUUAAUUCACACAGUGAUGGGUUAACAUGAUUUUAUGUACAGGUGUUUACACAGUGAUGCAUUUAGCAUGAUUUUAUGUGCAGGUGCUCACACAGUAAUGUAUAGUCAAGGUGCUGGAUACAGCUGUUUCAUGAGAGUCUGGCACAGAAGAUUUUUUAAAGUCAUUCAUGAGUCAGGAAUGUGUGCGUUAAAAUGAUUGUAUGUACUACUACAUGUUUUAUUUUAUACAGCUGCUGGUGAACAUCUGUUUGUGGUACAACCACAUUUAGAGCAAUGAACAUUAUGGCUUCACAGACAAUCCAAAGUGGACCUGUCAUAUUUUAAGGAAGUGUCAUUUGACUCCCCCACUCCACCUACCAAGAAACAAUUAAAUCACAACUUAACAUCAGCUCUGUGCAGUGGUGGAAAGUGUGCUCCAGCAUCAGCCAAUUUGGAAGUCUGAAGAAAGCUGUAGAUAUAUGGAGGAAGCCAGAUGAAGUGGUGAUAUGUUAACAGAUUCUACACCAGACGACAGUGCUCCUAGCUAAUUGCAGUUCUGCAGUUGAUACCAUGUGGCUUACAGCUUCUUACUCAUUUUAACUUGGAAUUUUGUUUACUUGUCUGCCAGCCUUACCAGGCUCUCACAUCCCGUCUGCACUCAGCUUGAAAGCUGCAUGUUAGUAACUUAAUCAGGAAAGCCAUACAUGGAGUACAUUUUUGCUUGUAGUUCUGAGCUAGUUACUGGUAGUGCGGACUGUGCUAAAAGUAUUUCUAUAGCUGAGAGCAAGUCCUGUUUUGUAAGAGCACAUAAGUAUGCAGCUGUAAACUGUGAAUUGUUAUAGUGCUUUGAAAACAAAAAGUAUAUUCAGGUUUGCACAAGGUCCUGUUUCUUCACUACUGAUGUGAUUUUACUGUUACCUUGCCUGGGGAAGUAUUCGUAUUGUAAAGGGAUGUUACAGAUAGAGGAUUAUUUUGUGUACUAGAUGUUGACAAUCUAUGGCAACUGGUAGUAAAAUAUAAUCAUUCAACAUUCCAAAGUCA
Protopterus annectens (West African lungfish) is the source of this 15462-nucleotide messenger RNA. RefSeq names its product zinc finger FYVE-type containing 1 (gene ZFYVE1). Gene Ontology annotation, molecular function: zinc ion binding. NCBI's taxonomy places the organism in Eukaryota, Metazoa, Chordata, Ceratodontiformes, Protopteridae. Bases 1207 to 3528 code for a protein of 773 amino acids. The record is from RefSeq and is a predicted model, not a curated record. The transcript has 11 exons.